This is a messenger RNA of Gastrolobium bilobum, 1092 nucleotides long. RefSeq names its product putative zinc finger protein At1g68190. The coding region runs from base 10 to 1092 and encodes 360 amino acids. The transcript is spliced from 3 exons. The record is from RefSeq and is a predicted model, not a curated record. Gene Ontology annotation, molecular function: zinc ion binding. Lineage: Eukaryota; Viridiplantae; Streptophyta; Magnoliopsida; Fabales; Fabaceae.
AACUAAGGAAUGGAGAAAGUUUGUGAAUUCUGCACAGCUUUGAGGCCACUUGUUUAUUGUAAAGCUGAUGCAGCAUAUCUUUGUCUAUGCUGUGAUGCAAAGGUCCAUUUAGCAAAUGCGUUGUCUGGCAGGCACUUCAGGAACCUUGUGUGUAACUCAUGCAGAUACCAUCUUGCUUAUGUUCAGUGUUUGGACCACAAAAUGUUAAUCUGUCGAGACUGCGAUAAAAAACUGCACAAUGCUUCUUUACCUCGUCAUAAACGAGCCAUCAAAAGUUUCAUGGGUUGCCCUCCUGCUAAAGAAUUUGCAACACUCUGGGGGUUUGAUUUGAAUGAGAUUGAAAACAGUGCCAAUCAGGAUCAGUUUGAAUCUAUUUCUUGUGUUUCUGCAGACUUGGAUGUGGUACAAGUCUCAGGAAAGCCUAGCAUUCAAACUGGGGUCUCUUCAAAGAUAUCUGGGGCUAAACUUGUCAGGGGAUCGAGCAGUCAGCAAGGUCAGAUAUUCUACGGUGGUCAAGAGCGACAAACUAUUCUGCAGCAGGUUAUUGAUUUAAAGCGGCUUCAGCUAAAUGAUGAGAGUGAUCGUUCUACAAAGAUAAUUGAGUUACAAGAAAAAGACUUAUCUCCUUCAGUUUAUCAUACUCCCAAGAAAUUGGCUGAAAAAUACAAUCAGCAAGCACAAAAUUUCCAGGAUCACGCCACUAAUUUUCUGGAAAAAGACAUUCCCAUUUUGGAGCUGAGUCCGAAAACUUUGUGUUCGCUUUCUCAACUUGAUAAUUUAUCUUCAUCUUCAAUUAUAGACCUUCCAUUGCACAGAGAGUUGUUCUGGACAUGCAAAAGUCCACUUCAAAGUAAUCAGUUGUGGUCCCAAAAUAUUCAAGACCUUGGGAUAUGCGAAGAACUUGUCUGUCAAGAUGAUUUCAACAUACCAGAUGUUGACUUAACAUUCCAAAACUUUGAGGAACUAUUUGGAGGAGAUCAAGAUCCAAUUAGAGCACUGCUUGGUGAUAAAGAUGUCUCACCCACUUCUCUAGAGAAGGAUAUGUCGGUUGAUAAGUCAGAUAUCGACAAUCCAAGUGCAAUGGAGGUCUGA